Messenger RNA from Humulus lupulus (European hop), 1316 nucleotides. Its product is annotated as large ribosomal subunit protein uL2cz/uL2cy-like. The coding region runs from base 1 to 864 and encodes 287 amino acids. Lineage: Eukaryota; Viridiplantae; Streptophyta; Magnoliopsida; Rosales; Cannabaceae. Gene Ontology annotation, biological process: cytoplasmic translation. The record is from RefSeq and is a predicted model, not a curated record. Gene Ontology annotation, cellular component: large ribosomal subunit; ribosome. Gene Ontology annotation, molecular function: RNA binding; transferase activity; structural constituent of ribosome. The transcript has 3 exons.
AUGGGGAAGAAAGUUGUUGGUCGGUCCGCAAAAGGAAAACAACCUAAAGGCAACCUAGAAAAAGUUGAUGAAGAUAGUUCUAAAUCUUUGAAGAAACGUGUUGUUUCUGAUCAAGUUGAAGAUAGGAAAGUGAAAAGGUUAAGAACUAAAAGUGGUAGUCCCAAAAUUUCUGAAGUUGGUGGAAUGAAGGGAGAAAUAGUGCAAGCGGAUAAAGGGGCUAAGGUUUGGGAAAACUGUUAUGCCAAGUCAAACUAUUUUAAUACGAAAUUCGUUGCAACUUGUAAUCAUAGUGUCAUUGCAAACCUGAAUAAGCAUUUGUCUGAUAGGCAGAAGAUAUCAUCAUCUACAUCCAGAAAGCCGUAUGCUUUGGAAGAAGCUUGUACAGUUUGGGAAAGGGUUUUGAUUGAUCAAAAAGAAGAAUCUACUUCAACCGAUAUGCCCUUAGGCACGGCCAUACAUAACAUAGAAAUCACACUUGGAAAGGGUGGACAAUUAGCUAGAGCAGCAGGUGCUAUAGCGAAACUGAUUGCAAAAGAGGAGAAAUCAGCCACAUUAAAAUUACCUUCUGGGGAGGUCCGUUUGAUACCCAAAAACUGCUCAGCAACAGUCGGACAAGUGGGGAAUGUUGGGGUGAACCAGAAAAGUUUGGGUAGAGUCGGAUCUAAACGUUGGCUAGGUAAGCGUCCUGUAGUAAGAGGAGUAGUUAUGAACCCUGUAGACCAUCCCCAUGGGGGUGGUGAAGGGAGGGCCCCAAUUGGUAGAAAAAAACCCUCAACCCCUUGGGGUUAUCCUGCACUUGGCAGAAGAAGUAGAAAAAGGAAUAAAUAUAGCGAUAAUUUGAUUCUUCGUCGUCGUAGUAAAUAGGAGAGAAAAUAGAAUUUGUUUCUUCGUCUUUAUAAUAUAAAAAAAUAGGAGUAAUUAAUUGUGGCACGUUCACUAAAAAAAAAUCCUUUUGUAGCCAAUCAUUUAUUAAGAAAAAUGAAUAUGCUUAACACAAAAGCGGAAAAAGAAAUAAUAGUAACUUGGUCCCGAGCGCUACCAUUAUACCUACAAUGAUCGGGCAUACUAUUGCUGUUCAUAAUGGAAAAGAACAUUUGCCCAUUUAUAUAACAGAUCGUAUGGUAGGCCAUAAAUUGGGAGAAUUUGCACCCACUCUAAAUUUUCGGGGACAUGCAAAAAAUGAUAAUAGAUCUCGUCGUUAAUAAUUAGUUAAUAUUUAGUUAAUAAAUAAUAAAAGUUAAUAUAGAUGCUUAUCGUUCAUUAGUGAGGAGUGAACCUUAUGAUAAAGAAGAGAAUGACAAACCUAUAUACAGAAG